UUUCGUAAACAAAAUCAGGAGUGGGAGGUGGGGGGUUAAACCGUUUGAAUUCAAAUCAGUUCUUGAGCGUGUACAGUGUAUAUGUACUAAAUUAGGAUAUUUGACUUACCUAGGGGAACCUGGUAAGCCUGGCCACGCUGGACUCGUUGGUGUUCCUGGAUAUACGGGCCACCCUGGUCGGGCCGGUGAUAGAGGUGUUCGUGGGCCACCUGGAGAUAACGCGAUAGCUGGAGAGGGAAUGAAGGGACCUCAAGGUUUGGCUGGCCCGCAGGGAGCAAAAGGACCACCUGGAACACCCGGUGAGGAUUUACUAAGUGGUGGACUACUAAUACUCGAGUCGAAUUACCUUUUACCCUUGCAGUACGGGGCUUACGGAGAACGCGGUAGCGCUGGACCACCAGGAGAGCCAGGAAUGCCAUCAACAUACUGCCCUUCGGAUUGCGGUGUCAAUACAAUAAUUGCCGGAACAGAAUCUGUGGCGCAAUUUGAGGUAUCUGACAAUAGUAACUUCUGUUAUUCUGCUUGUCCUGGGUAAUC
Molecule: messenger RNA, 537 nt
Organism: Strongylus vulgaris
Lineage: Eukaryota; Metazoa; Nematoda; Chromadorea; Rhabditida; Strongylidae
Source: the annotation of a GenBank genome assembly